AUGAAGCCCGCCGAGGCAGAGCGCUUCCAGCGGCUCUUCGUCUGGGCAACAGACAACGGCUCGACCCUCCACCCGCAGGCGGAGGUCUACAGCGAUGACCUCACAAAGUUCUCCCUGCGCGUGAAGCCAGACGCCGGCGGCUCCCUCCCCGCCGGCGACGUCGUCGUCUCAUGCGCGCUGCCCACGACGCUGUCGUACCUCAACGCCCUCGUCGGCGGACCGCUAGGCCAGGCGCAGCAACCAGCAGGACGCGACGCCGCCUUCCCGCAGCGCUUCCUCGACGAGACCCCGCCGCACGUCGUGGGGCGCUUCUUCCUCGUGCAGCAGUACCUCGCCGGGCCCAGCUCCUUCUGGCAUCCGUACAUCGCCACCCUGCCGCCGCCGGAGCACAUGGCCGGCUGGGUGCUGCCGGCCUUCUGGCCCGAGGACGACGCCGACCUGCUCGAGGGCACCAACGCCGCCGUCGCGGCCGAGGAGAUCCGGGGCCACGUCGCGCGCGAGUUCAAGGCCGCGCGCAGGCUGCUCAAGGAGCUCGCCUUCGACCGCUACAGGGACUACUCGCGCCUGCUGUACAACUGGGCCUUUUGCAUCUUCACCAGCCGCAGCUUCCGCCCUUCGCUCGUCGUCUCGGACCGCGCGAGGCGGCAGCUCGAGGAGGAGGCGAGUAUCCUGCCGGUGGGCUGCGCCUGGGACGACUUCUCCCUCCUGCAGCCGCUGUUCGACAUCGCGAACCACUCGCCCCUCGUCGGCAUAGACUGGGACUGCGCAGAGACGGGAGGAAGCAGCAGCGGCGACGCCGUCCACGACCACCGGUGCCAGUUCCGCUCGCGGCAGGCCUGGCCGCCGGGGCAGCAGAUCUUCAACAACUACGGGCAAAAGACCAACAGCGAGCUGCUGCUGGCCUACGGCUUCGUGCUGCCCGAGGCGCGCGACUUCCACAACGACUACGUCCACCUGCGCAAGAGGCAAGGCCGGCGGCCCAGCGUCCCCUGCGGCGCCGACGCCGCAGCGGACGCCGAGGGGAUCCCGCGCGCCGCGGGGGCCAACAACAACAAGCCCAGGGACUUUCUCAUCUCGCUGCGGCCCAUGAACGACCCGUCCUCGCGCGCCGGCCGGGCGCGGCAGACGGUGCUCUCCGACCCCGGGCUGGCCCUGCUGCCGCAGUUUUCGCGCCUCGAGGACUCGCUCCUCUGGGACAUGCUGCAGGACUUUGCGACCGGCGGCAGCGGCGGCGCGGAGCACCUCUCGGCGCUGGCGGGCCUGAUCCGCCAGGACUCGGCGGCCGAGGGCGUCGUCGCCCGAGACCACAGCGACGGCGAGGCGCCGCCUGUGUUGACGCACCACCAGCUGGAGGCCAACAGGGCGCUCGUGCUGACGCGGGCGUUCGCGCGGCCCGAGGCCGAGGCGCUGGCGCCGAUGCGCGAGGCCAUCCGGCACACGCUGCUGGACAAGCUGCUGGCCGACUACGAGGCGCUGCGCGACGGGGACCCGGACGACGACGACUGGAGGCGGGAGGUCGGGGAGCAGCAGCCGCGGGGGGUGACGGCGAACCAGCGGCUGGCGCUGCAGUAUCGCGGGCAGUGCGACCGGGUGCUGCGGGCGGCGAUCGGGGCCCUGGAUCCGGGCGUCAGGCUUGAUGUUGUGACGUGA
This is a messenger RNA of Thyridium curvatum, 1650 nucleotides long. RefSeq lists its product as uncharacterized. The coding region runs from base 1 to 1650 and encodes 549 amino acids. Gene Ontology annotation, molecular function: protein-lysine N-methyltransferase activity. The transcript has a single exon. The record is from RefSeq and is a predicted model, not a curated record. Gene Ontology annotation, biological process: peptidyl-lysine monomethylation. Gene Ontology annotation, cellular component: nucleus. NCBI's taxonomy places the organism in Eukaryota, Fungi, Ascomycota, Sordariomycetes, Thyridiales, Thyridiaceae.